UGAGCCUCCCAGAUGUCAGCGCUGCCUUCUCAUCACGGAACUGAGCAGACCCAGCCCUAAGAAAGUUCUUAGCCUGCUGAGGAGAGGCAGAAAUAGGUGGUUCCCAUGAGGCCAUGUCAGAAGGAGGGGGAGAAGGCGAGUCAGCGGUAGGCCGGGCUAGAAAACAGAACCCGGACUCGCGACCUAUUUAGUGCUGUUGAAGGGGGGAAGGCGGAGCGACAAUUAUCGCGCCGGGCCGACUGCGGCUGCGCAGAACCACACUUCCGGCCCCGCCCCCAAGCCCCUGCGGAAAGUUUGUCAUGGCGGCCGGGCUGUUAGGUUUGUGCUCUCGCCGCCUUUUGGGUGGACUGGCGACUCGAGGGCGCCUGGUGGCCCCUGUCCGCUGGGAAUCCAGCUCUUCCAGGGCUGUGAUCGCCCCGGCGGCCCUGGCGAGAAAGCGGGUGCCUCCAGCGACUGUGCAUUGGCAGGAGGACCCGGAUCCCGAGGACGAAAACCUCUAUGAGAAGAACCCAGACACCCAUGGCUUCGACAAGGACCCUGUCAUAGACCUCUGGAACAUGCGGGUUGUCUUCUUCUUCGGCUUCUCUAUCGUCUUGGUCCUUGGCACCGCCUUUGUGGCUUACCUGCCCGACACCAGUGCGCAGGACUGGGCUCGCCAGGAAGCUGAGAGGCUUGUGAAAUACCGGGAAGCCCACGGUCUCCCCCUCAUGGAAUCCAACUACUUUGACCCCAGCAAGAUCCAGCUUCCAGCUGACAAGGACUGACCGACUACCAGAAGGAACUCGAGACGCCCCUACCCUCCCUUCUGCCUUCUCAGAGUGUUUAAUUAAAGGGACUGAAGUUC
Messenger RNA from Erinaceus europaeus (western European hedgehog), 844 nucleotides. RefSeq names its product NADH:ubiquinone oxidoreductase subunit B11 (gene NDUFB11). The record is from RefSeq and is a predicted model, not a curated record. Lineage: Eukaryota; Metazoa; Chordata; Mammalia; Eulipotyphla; Erinaceidae. Bases 300 to 764 code for a protein of 154 amino acids. The transcript has 3 exons.